Quercus robur (English oak) is the source of this 1888-nucleotide messenger RNA. RefSeq names its product lysine histidine transporter 1-like. NCBI's taxonomy places the organism in Eukaryota, Viridiplantae, Streptophyta, Magnoliopsida, Fagales, Fagaceae. The transcript has 8 exons. Gene Ontology annotation, cellular component: plasma membrane. The record is from RefSeq and is a predicted model, not a curated record. The coding region runs from base 122 to 1483 and encodes 453 amino acids.
CCCUUUAAAUACAGAGAGACCCAUUUCGAAUUCUAAGCUCUAACUUGUUUUGAAUUCAUUCACACCCUUUUGCCUCAUCUCCUUCUUCUGCUAUUUGCAAUUCACCACAGUGAACAAAGCCAUGGGAACUCAAGCUCCAACCGACCAAGACUCAUAUGCCCGUUCUGAAAUUGAUGAGAAAUUAGCAAAGGAGAAGGCUAUUGAUGAUUGGCUUCCAAUUACUUCUUCAAGGAAUGCAAAAUGGUGGUAUUCAGCUUUCCACAAUGUCACUGCCAUGGUUGGAGCUGGUGUCCUCAGUCUCCCUUAUGCUAUGUCAGAGCUUGGAUGGGGUCCUGGUGUGGCAAUACUAGUUCUAUCCUGGAUCAUUACUUUGUACACUCUAUGGCAAAUGGUUGAGAUGCACGAAAUGGUACCAGGAAAACGGUUUGAUAGAUACCAUGAACUGGGUCAGCAUGCCUUUGGUGAAAAGCUUGGUCUUUAUAUUGUGGUGCCUCAACAGCUCAUUGUUGAAGUUGGUGUGAACAUAGUCUAUAUGGUCACUGGUGGGACAUCAUUGAAGAAGGUCCAUGACACCGUCUGUGCUGAACCUAGUGAUCACUGUAAAAGUAUCAAAUUAACAUACUUCAUUAUGAUCUUUGCCUCUGUUCACUUUGUGCUCUCCCACCUUCCCAACCUCAACGCUAUCUCCGGUAUCUCUUUGGCUGCUGCAGUCAUGUCCUUAAGCUACUCUACCAUUGCCUGGUCAGCUUCUCUUAACAAAGGUGUUCAGCAAGAUGUGCAAUACGGCUACAAAGCCAAGUCUACUGCCGGAACAGUGUUCAACUUCUUCAGUGCCUUGGGUGAUGUGGCUUUUGCCUAUGCUGGUCACAAUGUGGUAUUGGAGAUCCAAGCCACAAUCCCAUCUACACCAGAAAAGCCAUCAAAGGGGCCAAUGUGGAGGGGAGUUGUCGUUGCCUAUAUAGUUGUGGCUUUGUGUUACUUUCCUGUUGCCCUGAUUGGAUAUUGGAUGUUUGGAAAUGCUGUUGAAGAUAAUAUUCUCAUCUCAUUAAAUAAGCCUAAAUGGCUUAUUAUAACGGCUAACAUGUUUGUUGUCAUCCAUGUUAUUGGAAGCUAUCAGAUUUAUGCAAUGCCAGUGUUUGACAUGAUAGAAACUGUAUUGGUAAAGAAAUUGCAUUUCCGGCCUACAAGUACUCUGCGUUUCAUUACACGUAAUGUAUACGUGGCAUUUACCAUGUUCAUUGGCAUUACCUUCCCUUUCUUCGGCGGACUUCUUGGAUUUUUUGGUGGAUUUGCUUUUGCCCCAACUACAUAUUUCCUCCCUUGUGUCAUGUGGCUUGCCAUCUACAAACCAAGGAGAUUCGGUUUAUCUUGGUGGACUAACUGGAUCUGCAUCGCAUUUGGCCUUUGCUUAAUGAUUUUAUCCCCAAUUGGAGGAUUGAGGACUAUCGUAAUUAAAGCCAAGACCUAUGAAUUUUACUCGUAAAUCAUCCUCCCAAGCCAAAAAGAGGUACUGGGUUAAUGCAAAUGCAAUCCUUUUAGAUAAAGGGAAGCCAAUGAUGCUGAUGAUGCUAUUGAUGUUAAUAGUGGAUGAGACUAUCUGUAAUCAAUUGGACACAUAUAUGUUGUCUUCGGAAUGUUGGAGUAUUGAGACAUUGCUGUGUCUGUGGAGAAAGGAAUUCUGGCUACAAAAGCAACUAAGGGGGGAUUUUGAAUCUUCAAUAGGCCUUUUUAAUGUAUUAUAGGUUAUUUUACUUUGUAUGCAUACACGUGUCAUUGGGCUUAUUUUUGCUUUUGUGAAGUGGGUAUAGGUGUAACAUUUAUUCACCAAAUACACUUCUGGAUUUUUAGUAUAGCUCAUGGUCAUAAACCAAUGGUACUUGUUAGUUCA